UGUCUGCGGUGCCGUGUUCACUUCCGGGUUUACGGUACUUUCCGUGCGGGGAUUCCCCUGAUGACCAGCCAGCAACUUGUGACUGUGAGGGUCAGUAAAGCUGGACGUGCUGGACACAGCCUGCAGGUGGUUACACGUCUCAGUGAUUGUAAAGGUGAACAUCAACAAUGCAGGAAGCGCACAGAGAGAUUCUCAGGAAGAACAGACUUUCCUGUGCGGGAACUGGAACCUAAACUGGUGUAUGACUAUAUGGUGGAACAUGGCAUCUAUAAUGACGUCAUGCUGGAGGAUAUACGGGCAGAGAAAACCAGGUUUGACCAGUGUACCAAACUCCUGACCAGUCUGACCAGAAGGGGACGAGAUGCCUUCAGAGUUUUCUGUGAGGCACUUGAUGACUCAGGGCAGUAUGACAUCGCAGAUCGUCUGCUCAGUAGGAGUCAGGAAGAACGAGCAGUGAUAGAAGCAAGAAGGCGAGAAGAGAAUGAGAGAAGACAAAUGGCUCAACAAGAGUACACUGCGACAGUCUCUCCACAGAGAGGAACUACAUCCAGAACAAGUCAGGUUCAGGACUGGCCCACAGCUGAGGAGGGCAUCUAUGAUGUAAAGAGACUACUGAAGAGAUGUACAUCAUCGCCUCCCUACGACCCCAGGAAAUACAGCAUGACAAGGAAUCCCAGGGGUCAUGCAUUCAUCCUCAACAACAAGUACUUCACAGGCCUGCCUCUCAGAGAUGGCACAAACAAGGAUGCCCAGAAUCUACAAAAUCUCUUUCAAGAGUUAUUUUUCAUCACAGAGACACACAAGAACUUAAAGACUGCUGACAUUCAUGAAAAGUUGAAGGAUUUUGCUGAGAAGGAUCAUGAGAACUAUGAGUGCUGUGUGGUGGUUCUGCUGAGUCAUGGUGGACAGGGCGGGAUCUUUGGUACGGACAGUGGUGUCAUCCACUUCACGGAAAUCCUACAGAAGUUUGAUGGACAGAACUGCCCGGGUCUUAUUGGGAAGCCUAAACUCUUCUUUGUUCAAGCCUGUCGAGGAGGAGACAAAGACACGGGCACGUCACCUGACAGUGAUACCCCUGGCUCCACACACCAGUCCAUGCCUGAUGCCACUGUAGCUGCACCACAGCAAGUCUUUGCUCCGAAUGUGCCAAAUAUUGCAGACACCUUUCUAGCAUAUGCAACAGUUCCUGGGUUUGUGUCCUGGAGGAACUCGGAGAGAGGCAGCUGGUUUGUCUGUGCCUUAGUUGAAGUAUUCCUGAUGUACGCAGCCACGAAGGACAUCAACCAGCUGAUGACAGACGUUAACCAUGAAGUGAGUCAGAGAACAGGAGCCUCCACGUCAUACCGGCAGAUGCCAGCACCUGUCAAUAUGUUGACUAAGAAUCUGUACUUCAACCCUGGCAUCGGCCUGUCCUCAUCUGACACAACAGAGGGACCCUGCGUCAGACAGGAGUCAUCCGCAACACAUCAUACAAGCAUUAAAAACACUAGGAUUUCACAGCCUACAGACAACUAGAGUUUGGCGACCUCCUGAUGGUAACAUUUAAAAAUGACCUGCACCUGACAAAUUUUACCUGCACAACUCUGAAUUUAGGAAGUAUGGAUCAUACUAAAAUUGUUCAGGAACCAUUGCUAUUUUUUCUGUUAUACUUUAUAGGUAGUAACAUUCAAGUAACAGAUAAUAAUACAGGUACACCUACAUCAUAUGACAUUUAUGUAUAAAACCCAGUACAUGGACCAGUGCAGGUUAGGUGCAGAUAGACACCAGAAAUAACGUUACCUGCAACAGCUCCAAUUUUACCUGCACUAACCUGCAUAUGCAGGUGGUAUUUUGAGCCCUGCUUACUCAUACUCAUACUCUUAACUUUGCAUAAUUCAUUAACGGUGAUGUUAACCUUCAACUAAGAUAUGUCACAAGUAUUAAGUUCCCAUCAUCACGUUUGUAUCAAUUAUGAAAAAAAAGUUUGUCGACAUUUGCAUGUUUCGUAUCUGUUUCGUAUGUCCCAAACAUUGUCAUGAAUUACGUGUUACAUUUGGACAGUUAAAAAUUAAAAAACAAUGGAAAUUUUCUCAUUGAUUAUGCAAAUUCUGUCCUCAUUUGCAUAGUAUGCAUACCAUUGUUUAUCUCUUUGCCAAAAAAGAUGGAAAUUCAUUACUCGUACUCAUUUCUUCAGUUAUCUUAUUUGGAAUUUUUUUCACUAAAAUGGGCCUGCAGUUCAAAAUCUGAUGUUAGUGAGCUAAAAGACCACCAGGUCUUGACAUUAAAAGCUACAUGUACCUGCCACUCAUGUAUCAAGACCAUAUGAUGUCCUGGACAACAGGUCCAUUGACAAAACUACUGUAAUAGAAUAUUCUCAUUAAUUAUGCAAAUUUAUUCCUCUCUUGAAUUAUCCAGUUAUUAAUUUACAAAAUUGAUAUGUCCCUGCUAUUACCAAACUACCUGCUAGGGGCCCAAACUUCAGUCACUUCUUCACGAUACAAGCUGUGAUCUAACACCCGAAAAUCAUGACCAUAGCUAGUUCAGAACAUGAGAGAAUUCAGACCCAAAAUCUAAUCAUUUCCAUUUUGUUGUCACACCAUAUAUAGUACCAACACACCAAGUAUGAAACCAAUCCAUCCAGCAGUCCUUGAGAAUGUUGUUGACAAACAGACACAUGCUAGUGAAAAUAUAACCUCCAUGGCAUACUUCAUGGAGGUAAUUUAAAGGGAAUACUGGUCAGGAACAACAUUUCAGCAAUAUCACUGCAGUUGUACAUAAUAUAGAAGUGUGGAUUUUGUAUGUCUUUGUUAAAAAUGCUUCUUAUAUUUUUGGUGAAGAAAGCGCAGCACAAUUUUCAGGGUGUUACUAUCUGUUGCACUUUGUAUAAUAAUUUUUGGAAUCAAUAUAUGGUGUAUGAUAUUUUGUAUGACAACAUGCUCAACAUGCUCAGCUUUUGGUAAACAAAUUGUAGAUAGCUGAACGUAAUUAUUAGAAAAUUAUCAUUUUUUAAUUAGAUAAAAACAAUUAUCUUCUAAAAUUUGAAGAAACAUAGUUUCAUUUCAGUGGUGUAUUUUGUCAUUGGAAAAAAUAAUGUUAGGGGCAAUAAAACCUGAUGACGUCAUCAAUAUGGCCCCAAAAAAUCAGAUUUAAAAUUCUGUCAUGCCCAUCUAUAAAUAUUUGCCAAUUUAGCCAACCUGAAUACCUUAAGUGGUUAUCCUCUGGAUUUUUUUCCAACCUUUAUUAACAUUCUGAAUUUCACAUAACAGUACAUGUAUAACAUUACAGACAUUAUAAUUCAUUCAUUGGCCUCCGUCCGUCUAAAGAGACGAUGGGUUUUGGCAUUAUGAUACAUACAUGAUAAUACAUAAAAAAGCUAUAAUUGUGAUCAAGUUGUGUUCAUGAGCUUACAAAAAUUGUUGUCUAUAGUGUUAUUACCUUUAAGCCAAGAAAGUUAUAUUUUCGAUUAUGGCAAGGUGUUGUGUCUCUAUAAUUAGGUCAACAGCAUACAUUUGAAAAUAAAAUAACUCGAAAAGCUGA
Messenger RNA from Branchiostoma floridae (Florida lancelet), 3516 nucleotides. RefSeq names its product caspase-9-like. Gene Ontology annotation, molecular function: cysteine-type endopeptidase activity. The record is from RefSeq and is a predicted model, not a curated record. Gene Ontology annotation, biological process: proteolysis; regulation of apoptotic process. The transcript has 10 exons. The coding region runs from base 61 to 1515 and encodes 484 amino acids. Lineage: Eukaryota; Metazoa; Chordata; Leptocardii; Amphioxiformes; Branchiostomatidae.